Messenger RNA from Eucalyptus grandis, 1236 nucleotides. Its product is annotated as G-type lectin S-receptor-like serine/threonine-protein kinase SD1-1. Gene Ontology annotation, biological process: protein phosphorylation; recognition of pollen. Gene Ontology annotation, molecular function: protein kinase activity; ATP binding. The record is from RefSeq and is a predicted model, not a curated record. The transcript has 4 exons. The coding region runs from base 1 to 1236 and encodes 411 amino acids. Lineage: Eukaryota; Viridiplantae; Streptophyta; Magnoliopsida; Myrtales; Myrtaceae.
AUGAAGCUGAUGUUGAACCUGAAAACGGGUUUUGAACAGCGUCUCACCACGUGGAAAAGCAUGGACGACCCUUCUCCUGGAGACUAUGUCCUCGAGUUAAACAACACUCAGGGUCUCUCUCAGUAUGAAGUGGUGCAAGGGCAUGUAAAUAGCAAAAAAAAUCGAACGGGGCAAUGGAACGGAGUCCAAUUUGUUGGCUCCCCCAUUGUUCUAAGUCCACCUGCAGUGCCUGUGUUUGUGUACACUGAAAGUGAGAUCUCCUUCAUGUUUGAGGUUCAGGAAAGGCAGCUUUUCUCGGUAGCAAAACUAAACUAUUUGGGAGUGCUGCAGCUUUUAGUGGUGAAUAGAUCUAGAAGCGCCACGUGGAAUGCCAUGAUUGAGUUCCCUAGUGAUCCUUGCGAUAUUUAUGGCAGGUGCGGUGCUAAUGCCAUCUGCAACGGUAGUUUCUGUGAAUGUGUGAUAGGGUUCAUGCCUAAGUCGCCUGACGAAUGGACGGUCCUUAAUUUUUCCAGCGGAUGCAAGAGGACAAUACCCCUGAAUUGUUCAAAAGGAGAAGGAUUCUGGGAAAUUGAAAAUGUUAAACUGCCUGACCAGUUGGAGGUAAUGCUGUACAGGAGUAUGAGCCUCGAUGAAUGCAAGGACAAGUGCUUGAAGAACUGUUCGUGCACGGCUUAUGCUAUUUCGGAUAUAAGAGGACGAGGCAUUGGCUGCCUCAUGUGGUUCGGGCACUUGAUUGACAUGAGAGUGCUCGAAGAAGGGAACCACGUGCAAACUCUAUACGUACGCCAAUCAGCAUCUAAACUCGAUGCCAUUCGUGACCGCACCAGGAGGAAAAUAAUAUUAGUAACUUUCAUAUUGAGUUCUAUCAUUGGUGGAUUGCUUUUAGUCGGAACUGCAUUAUGGGGUGUUACGCACAAGAAAAGGAGAAUCAGGACUGGAGGUCUUGAAAUCACAAAAGAAGACAUCGAUUUACCAUUAUAUGAUUUUGCCGCUAUUGAAAGUGCUACGAGCAAUUUCUCUAAUGACAAUAUGAUUGGGUUUGGCGGCAUUGGUCCUGUUUAUAAGGGAAAUCUUCAGACAGGACAGUUAGUAGCAGUAAAGAGGCUAUCAAAGAGUUCAGGGCAAGGUCUUGAAGAGUUCAAGAAUGAAGUACUCUUGAUCGCAAGACUUCAACACCGAAUCUUGUUGGACUUCUCGGCUGUUGUAUCGAGGAGAGGAGAGAAUCUUGCUUUAUGA